UCACCGUUUUCCUAUAAACUGGCGUACCUCAAAGCUUAAGCUAAGCCUACACUAGUUAGAUCACAUUUUGUCUUUUGGCAAAAGAGAGAUAGAAAAUGGGAUCCCGUUUUGUUUCUAACGAACAAAAACCACACGUAGUUUGCGUGCCUUACCCAGCUCAAGGCCACAUUAACCCUAUGAUGAAAGUGGCUAAACUCCUCCACGUCAAAGGCUUCCACGUCACCUUCGUCAACACCGUCUACAACCACAACCGUCUACUCCGAUCCCGUGGGGCCAACGCACUCGAUGGACUUCCUUCCUUCCAGUUCGAGUCAAUACCUGACGGUCUUCCGGAGACUGGCGUGGACGCCACGCAGGACAUCCCUGCCCUUUCCGAGUCCACAACGAAAAACUGUCUCGUUCCGUUCAAGAAGCUUCUCCAGCGGAUUGUCACGAGAGAGGAUGUCCCUCCGGUGAGCUGUAUUGUAUCAGAUGGUUCGAUGAGCUUUACUCUUGACGUAGCGGAAGAGCUUGGUGUUCCGGAGAUUCAUUUUUGGACCACUAGUGCUUGUGGCUUCAUGGCUUAUCUACACUUUUAUCUCUUCAUCGAGAAGGGUUUAUGUCCAGUAAAAGAUGCGAGUUGCUUGACGAAGGAAUACUUGGACACAGUUAUAGAUUGGAUACCGUCAAUGAACAAUGUAAAACUAAAAGACAUUCCUAGUUUUAUACGUACCACUAAUCCUAACGACAUAAUGCUCAACUUCGUUGUCCGUGAGGCAUGUCGAACCAAACGUGCCUCUGCUAUCAUUCUGAACACGUUUGAUGACCUUGAACAUGACAUAAUCCAGUCUAUGCAAUCCAUUUUACCACCGGUUUAUCCAAUCGGACCGCUUCAUCUCUUAGUAAACAGGGAGAUUGAAGAAGAUAGUGAGAUUGGAAGGAUGGGAUCAAAUCUAUGGAAAGAGGAGACUGAGUGCUUGGGAUGGCUUAAUACUAAGUCUCGAAAUAGCGUUGUUUAUGUUAACUUUGGGAGCAUAACAAUAAUGACCACGGCACAGCUUUUGGAGUUUGCUUGGGGUUUGGCGGCAACGGGAAAGGAGUUUCUAUGGGUGAUGCGGCCGGAUUCAGUAGCCGGAGAGGAGGCAGUGAUUCCAAAAGAGUUUUUAGCGGAGACAGCUGAUCGAAGAAUGCUGACAAGUUGGUGUCCUCAGGAGAAAGUUCUUUCUCAUCCGGCGGUCGGAGGGUUCUUGACCCAUUGCGGGUGGAAUUCGACGUUAGAAAGUCUUUCAUGCGGAGUUCCAAUGGUAUGUUGGCCAUUUUUUGCUGAGCAACAAACAAAUUGUAAGUUUUCUUGUGAUGAAUGGGAGGUUGGUAUUGAGAUCGGUGGAGAUGUCAAGAGGGGAGAGGUUGAGGCGGUGGUUAGAGAGCUCAUGGAUGGAGAGAAAGGAAAGAAAAUGAGAGAGAAGGCUGUAGAGUGGCGGCGCUUGGCCGAGAAAGCUACAAAGCUUCCGUGUGGUUCGUCGGUGAUAAAUUUUGAGACGAUUGUCAACAAGGUUCUCUUGGGAAAGAUCCCUAACACGUAAGAUUAAUUGAAAACGUAAGAUUGUCAUAAAAGUGUGGUAUACAUAUAAUAAUCAAUAAGUAGUUGCUUUUACUAUUUUCACUUUUCACUAUGUGUAAUAAUACCCUGGAUUAGUAAAAUGGAUUGAGAUAUUGGUAAAGGAAAGUGUAUGCUAAGCAUUAUCGGAAG
Arabidopsis thaliana (thale cress) is the source of this 1729-nucleotide messenger RNA. RefSeq names its product UDP-glucosyl transferase 85A3 (gene UGT85A3). NCBI's taxonomy places the organism in Eukaryota, Viridiplantae, Streptophyta, Magnoliopsida, Brassicales, Brassicaceae. The transcript has 2 exons. Bases 96 to 1562 code for a protein of 488 amino acids. The record is from RefSeq and is marked reviewed. Gene Ontology annotation, molecular function: UDP-glycosyltransferase activity.